This is a messenger RNA of Osmia bicornis bicornis, 3238 nucleotides long. Its product is annotated as peptidyl-prolyl cis-trans isomerase FKBP62-like. Gene Ontology annotation, molecular function: protein binding. The transcript is spliced from 2 exons. Lineage: Eukaryota; Metazoa; Arthropoda; Insecta; Hymenoptera; Megachilidae. The record is from RefSeq and is a predicted model, not a curated record. Bases 118 to 987 code for a protein of 289 amino acids.
AGAGACGUCGAAUACAUAAUCAUUUUCUGUCGUUCUCUGUUUCAUAUAAUAUUAUUUACAUACAAAAGUGUCUGUAUGUCUAUUAAUACAAUAUAGCAAGAUUUAUUAACGUACAAUAUGAUACUUCAAACAUGGGAAUCCUUAGAUAAAAUUGUGAGAAAAGAUGUAAUAAAGUCAGGCCAUGUUUCUAAAAAGCCGACAGAAUGUUCCAAAUGCGAAAUUAGUAUUGGAACUGUAAAUGUUGUCAAUGCCUCAGUAGAAGACUUGAAGAAAGAGUUUAAAUCUGAAAUUUUAGAUGGCUCAAGUAGGAAAACAUUAAUUAUUGGUGAAGCUAAUUGUGAAAUAGAUCGUCAAAUUGAACGAGCAAUUCAAAUGAUGAAUGUCCUUGAAAUGAGUUUAAUUACUCUACAUCCAUCAUUGGAAGGUGUAGAUAAACCUAUAACUAUUACAUUUGAAACAAUACUGAAUAAGAUAGAACCAUACAAGCCAAUUUGGGAAUGGACACCAGAAGAGAAAUAUUCAAUAGCAUUAAAAUACAAAAAGAUGGGGGUUCAUUUAUUUAAAGAAUGUAGAUAUGUAGAUGCAUUUCAUAGAUUUAGUAAAGCUUGUAAAAUUCUUAUAACAUUAGAGCCAAUACAUGAUUUAGAAUUAGAUGCAAAAUUAGAAAGUGAUAUUAAUAAUUUGCGACUUGUAUUAUACAACAACAUGGCUGGAUGUCAAUUAAAUCGUAAGAAUUAUGAACAUACCAUAUCAUUGUGCACAAAAGUUUUAGAUAAGGAAAAUAAUAAUGUUAAAGCAUUGUAUAGAAGAGGGGUAGCUCAUGGAAAUUUAAAUGAUGUAGAAAGGGCUGUUAAUGAUUUAAAAAUUGCUACUGCUUUAGAACCACAUAACUCUGCAUUAAAGGAACAAUUUUUAAUUUGUAAUAAGAAAUUACAAGAAGCAAAUCAAAAAUUUGAGGAUAUGGUUAGAAAAAUGUUCAAAACCUAAUUCUUGAUUUGCAAUGAUACAUUUCUAUGAAGAAAUGAAAAACAAAAACGUUGCAUUUUGUAAAUAAAAAAAUAUGCAUUUACUUUUAUUCACAAGAAUUUACACUAUAAUUAGCUUAAAUUACUUAAAAAGUACAAUAAAGAAAAUUGUUGCAAAAUGCAACAAUAUUAUGUGGUUACAUUUGUCCGCAUUUGUAUUAUUACAAUAUUGUUAUAAAAGUGUAUUUGAAUCAUCACAAUCAAACACAAACAAAUGAUAAAAAUAUAACGUUUCUACUAAACAAUUACAUUACAUCAUUUACUAUAUGUUUUGAAUCCUUACUCACACUAUAUUAUAUUGCAAGUUGUAUUCAAGUUUUUAAAUAAAAUUUGAAAGUUAUCUUUAUGCUUGUAUUUUCUUCCUGUUUUAUAGUUUAAUGAACUUACUACAUUAGUUACAGGCUGCAAUAAAGAUACUUUUACAUUAAACAAAAAUUUAUUAAGAGCUGUGCUACAUUUCAAAAUAAAAAUUAUUCCUUCAGCUGCAUCUAUAUAAUUUAAUUUUAAUUUGAUAGAUAUACGAAACUGCAUAAUAAUUAAAAUAGUAUGUAUAAGAUGUGAACUGAUUUUGUCAUUUCCUAUACUUAAAUAAGGUAUAAAAUUAAAAUGUAUUUUUUAUAUUAUAGUAAAGAUAACCAAUAAUAGGCAGAAAAAACUGAUAAACAAUAUGUUACUUAAACCACCACCUUAAAACUACAUUAUCCCACAUUACUUUGCAACUUUCGUUUUUAAUAAACAUUCAAGUACAAACAUAAUAAAUUAAUUUUAGAAACAAUGGUGUCUAAUAUAUACUCAAAAAUGAAUACUAUCCGAAAUGAUGAGUUAUUUUUUCAAUAAUUAUGCUCACAUGUUAUGUUCACAAAAUUAAUUCCUAUUUGGCAAGAAGGUUAAAUAUUAACAUACUUUUCAAUGAGCAUAGUAUUUCUUGAAACAACAAUCAUAUUAUACAUGCAAAUUUGAGUACUAUUAAUACCAGAUUAACAACAAAAUUCAUCUUAUGAACCGUUGUUAUGCCUUUAACUAGCUACGUUGAUAAAUAUAAAAUGUUAAACUUACGUUUAUUCAUUUCUUAGUUUCAUAAAAAAGACACAAUAAUGUCAAAGGAAGAAGGUAAAAUUAUGAUUUUAUUGGUGAUCCUUUACACUUUUGUCAGCAUAUAAUUCACAGCUCAUAAGAUGUUAACAAAUUGUAGUUACUUAUUUGUUUGACGACGAUCCUAAUAAACGUAUAAACUAAGUACAUGGCAUAUGUGUGUAUUUAAUUGACUGUAAUUACAUAUAUCAUAAAUUUUAAUCAGAAUUUAUUAAACGUGAAGAACACGGAGUCAUAUUUACAUUUUCGUUUAUUAAAAAAAGAUUAAUCAAUAUAAUAGUAACUGAUGUAGAAUAAAUCUGGCACAGAUGUAAUUUAACAAUGUUAAUUCGUACACAGAACGAUGCAUAAACAUACAAACUAUAUAUGGUUCAAAUUUCGUCUCAAAAAUAUUAUAAUACGGCUUUUGUGACCUUGAAAUGCGCUUAUGUAUAUUUUUCUACUUAAAAAGUCAAAUAUGAAUUUAAUAAUAUUAAAAAAUGUAAAAGUAUUUGUUGCUAGAACGUUGCUUUGUUUCCCUUUUCCCUUUUUUAUUUCGAUAUACAUGCACGGCAUGUUCCAGUACUCACGGUAGAAAACUAAGAAGAGGCUGAUUCCUUUUCAGAAAAUAAAUCAGAAACAUAAAAUAAAAUUUUUUUAUAUGAUACUUUAUGUCAAACAAAAAAUUUUGUUUUGUGAUACUAACUUAUUUUCUAGUUAUACCAUGAUUACUGGGAAAUUUUGUAUUUUUCAAUAUAAAAGAAAUAAUUAAAAUGGAUCAUAAACAUUAACAACCCUAAGACAAUAGUUUUUGUUCGAAUUACAGUAUUAUUUACCAGUAAUUAUGGAAUUUUAUGUCACUAACAAUGCAUGUAGUAAUCAUAGACAAUACUAGUAACCACGAUUUUCAACAAUCUAUUAGGGAAUUGUAAUCAAAAAUAUACUGUAUAUACAUUCACAGUCGUUAUUAAUUUGUAUACCCAACACACUCUCUGUUUUUUUCUUUUUUUUUUUUACUUUUUGUGACUUAACAAACAUUAUUAACAAAAGUUAUUUAUGGCCUCGUAUUAAACGUUCAAAACAAUGAAAUUUUGUUAUGCCACUUACUGGUUGCAAUACAUUAAUGUAUGUUUUUAAUGCAC